AGUUUAUCAUGCGGCGGAUGUCAGUCGUUCGAGUCAGCUUCUUAUCUCCAACUUGUGAACUUUGCCAAUAUAAAUCUUUAUGAUAGAACCCAAUUUCUUCUGAUUGCACUGUUUGAUCUAUGAUUAUUUUGCAGAAAAUCUUGAUUAAUAAAAUUUCUCACACAAGUAUCCCUGUUACGGCUUUGUGGGAUACAUAGUAUUUACUACAACUACGACUUUUUUUAACUUCUGCUUUCCCUCACAUGCCACUGCUAUUUUCAACACAAUUUUUUCAAACCUCUCCCACUUUUUUGUAUCUUUAUAAAGUCCCAUCAAAUUCUAUGUCCUCGUGUACUAAUCCAUUCAUCUUUCUUCUCAUAUCAUCCAUCUCUCUCUCUCUCUCUCCCCUCUAUUUUUACCUUUUUGUAUCAAUCAAUUAGUUUCUCCAAUUAGAGUAAAAAAAAAUAAAAAAUUGAUGGAUCAUCAUCAGAAAAUUAAAGUUGGUUCAAGCCAAAGAGGAGGAGGAGGAGGAGAAGAAGAAGGAGGAGAUUUUACGAACAAUAAUCAAGAAACCAGGGACGAAGAUAAUAUUAUGGACCUUCGAAGGGGUCCAUGGACUGUUGAAGAAGACUUUACACUAAUCAAUUUUAUUGCUCAUCAUGGUGAAGGUCGCUGGAAUUCCCUCGCCCGUUGUGCUGGUCUGAAGAGAACUGGGAAAAGCUGCAGAUUAAGAUGGCUUAAUUAUCUUAGGCCAGAUGUUCGACGUGGCAACAUCACUCUUGAAGAACAACUCUUGAUUCUUGAAUUGCAUUCUCGUUGGGGAAACCGCUGGUCUAAAAUUGCUCAACAUCUGCCCGGAAGAACAGAUAACGAAAUCAAGAAUUAUUGGAGAACCCGAGUGCAAAAGCAUGCUAAACAGCUCAAAUGUGACGUGAACAGCAAGCAAUUCAAAGAUACCAUGAAGUAUCUUUGGAUGCCAAGGUUAGCCGAGAGAAUUCAAGCAGCCGCCGCCGCUUCCAACCCGGUGGUGGUUUCUUCCUCCGGCCCCACCAUUACCGCCAUCCAAAAUCAAGAAAUUCAACGGCCACUAUCAAACAUGAAUCAUCCUAUGUCCGACUAUAUGCCUAUUCUGCAGGCGAAUAAUGAGAAAACAAACAGUCUUAAUUAUUCAAGCACUUCAGUUUCGUCAUCAUCUGACCUAGCUGAUGGUUGUUACAAUUUCUCAAUUAACCAAAGCAGUAAUCAGGAUUAUUCUCAAGUUAAUCAAAGUACUAAUCAGCUGUGUUAUGGGGAACCCACAGUUAGCCCCACGGGUUAUUUUCACCCUGGAUUUCUAGGGUUUCAAGAAGUGGAUCAACAAAAUAGUAGCCGAUGGAUGGACAAUUCAUGGAAUAUUGAUGACGUGUGCUUCUUACAGCAACAAUUGAACAAUGACAUGUGACAAAAACAUAGUGCUCAAAGAGUACCUUAAAAAUCGAAAGAGGUUGGAGAUUCAUAGAGAAAUAUAGUCUCAUCAUUAUCAUUCACUAAUAGCAUCUACAUUUAUUUUAUUCUUAUGCAAAACAUUUGUAGCUUUUGUGGAAAUUUUACAAUUUUCAUGUUAUGCGGAGUAGUAUCUUACGUACGAA
Lycium ferocissimum is the source of this 1607-nucleotide messenger RNA. Its product is annotated as transcription factor JAMYB-like. The record is from RefSeq and is a predicted model, not a curated record. The coding region runs from base 455 to 1420 and encodes 321 amino acids. Lineage: Eukaryota; Viridiplantae; Streptophyta; Magnoliopsida; Solanales; Solanaceae. Gene Ontology annotation, cellular component: nucleus. Gene Ontology annotation, molecular function: sequence-specific DNA binding; DNA-binding transcription factor activity. The transcript has 3 exons. Gene Ontology annotation, biological process: regulation of DNA-templated transcription.